This is a messenger RNA of Colletotrichum spaethianum, 576 nucleotides long. RefSeq names its product O-methyltransferase imqG. Lineage: Eukaryota; Fungi; Ascomycota; Sordariomycetes; Glomerellales; Glomerellaceae. The transcript is spliced from 2 exons. Gene Ontology annotation, molecular function: O-methyltransferase activity; S-adenosylmethionine-dependent methyltransferase activity. The record is from RefSeq and is a predicted model, not a curated record. The coding region runs from base 1 to 576 and encodes 191 amino acids.
AUGUCCACUGCUGAGAAGAACACUGUCGCGGCCGCCAUUGCUGUGGAGGACAUCGCGCGCAACAACCUCCUCCCGCCAAACCCGAAAUUGGACAACGCUGUCGCAAACUCCCAAAAGAACAAUCUGCGGGAAAUUGCCGUCUCCCCUCUUCAAGGCCAGUUUCUCGCCAUCCAAUGUCAGCUGAUCGGCGCCAAGACCGUACUCGAGAUCGGUACACUCGGCGGCUACUCUACUAUCUGGCUAGCGCAGACAGGCGCGAAGGUCACCAGUAUCGAGAUCAACCCCAAGCACCGCGAUGUCGCACUGGAGAACGUCUCAGGCCUCGACACCGAGAUCAUACUUGGCGCCGCUCUGGAUGUUCUUCCAAAACUGGCUGCAGAGGGCCGCAAAUUUGAUAUGGUGUUCUGCGAUGCUUCUUGGGGCGAGCAGGAGAAAUACUUCGACUGGGCGGUCGCGCUUACAAGACCGAAGGGGUGUAUCUAUAUUGACAAUGUUGUCUGGAAUAUGCUUGAAAGUGGCGCCGCGGAGACAGGCUACGCUGAUUCCUAUGAUAUCAACGGCGCACACGGUAUCUAA